AAGCGGAAGUAAAAGCUGGAGAUGAGAGGUCAAAUUUUCAUCGUGGAAUACAUGGGUCGCUCUGAAAGUCACUGAACAAUACUAAAUAUGACUUUAAAUAUGUCGCGUUGACGCUACAUCGCAGAAAUUAAUUUAGCGGAUAUCGUCGGUUGUCUUGCUUAGGUUUUGCAGUCACUAAGGGCAAGUACCUUCCCUCUCCAGACAUGAUUCGACCACUGAGAGGGGCUCUUUGGCCCUGUCUAGUUAAGAUCUGCACCUCCAGACCCCUACAACCCUACACUCACCACUCCCACUGGCCGUCCACCACCCCCUCCCGUGCCCACUCCAGCAGCGUCAAGGUCCGCUCCUACCUGCAGUACAUGAAGCGCAAGCUAAAGUCACCCUCCAAGCCUCCCUAUAGCCAUGUGUGCCAGGUGGGGGACCCCGUGCUGCGUGCGCAGGCAGCUACCGUCGGCCCUGAGGAGGUGGGCAGCGCGGAGGUCCAGCAGGUGAUCCGCACACUUGUGCAGGUGAUGCGGCGUCUGGAGUGUGUGGGGCUGAGCGCACCACAAAUUGGCGUACCCCUGCGCAUCCUGGCACUGGAGUACACCAGCCAAAUGCUGCAGGACAGCUCAGAAGCAUCCCGACGGGUCCGGGGCCUGGAGGUCAUCCCGUUAAGCAUCUUCAUCAACCCGGAGUUACGCGUGCUGGACGGGCGCACUGCUGUCUUCCAGGAGGCCUGUGAGAGCAUCUCAGGCUUUUCUGCGUCUGUUCCGCGUUACCUCUCCGUGGAAGUGUCAGGUCUGAAUGAGAAGGGUGAGCCAGUGUCGAGGCAAGCGAGUGGAUGGUCUGCUCGCAUCCUGCAGCAUGAGAUGGACCAUUUAACCGGAGUCUUAUACAUAGAUCGCAUGGACAGUAAGACCUUCGUCAACAUCAACUGGCAGGAGCACAAUGAAUAGCAGCGGGAUUACGUUGUUGAACAGCCAAGAAGAACUGGCCCUCAGGACGGUUACCUGCAGAACCUUGAACAAAAUGUUGCUCUUGAAUUAGGAUUUGUGUGCUCUUCACAAGCAGAUGAAGGUUAAAUGAAAGGCUACAGAAGGCUGUGCAGUCAUAAGAUAAAUGCUGUCAACAGAGGUGCACUAUUUCAAAGAGGAGAUGGACAAUGUUGCAGUCAUCUUCAACAGCGAUCUUCAAAUGAGUAUACACUGUGUGAUUCAAUUCAUUGCUAUUUGGUGUAACUUCUGUAAAUAAAAAGGUGUAAAAGCA
This is a messenger RNA of Clupea harengus (Atlantic herring), 1248 nucleotides long. It is a transcript of the gene pdf, whose product is annotated as peptide deformylase, mitochondrial. Gene Ontology annotation, biological process: N-terminal protein amino acid modification; peptidyl-methionine modification. Gene Ontology annotation, molecular function: peptide deformylase activity. Gene Ontology annotation, cellular component: mitochondrion. The record is from RefSeq and is a predicted model, not a curated record. Lineage: Eukaryota; Metazoa; Chordata; Actinopteri; Clupeiformes; Clupeidae.